AUGGAGCGCUUUCAACUGCAAACCAGAGUGGGCGGGCACGAGUCGGUUAUAGGGGUGAAGCCCUUAGUUCAGGGCCUCAUUGGCUGGCGGGACUCUACGUUCCCGGCGGAUCAGCCGUCGCUGCUCCGCGGCUCUGAGCGGGUCAGCGCAGUCUCACCGGAGGAAUGUGGGCGUGAAGGAAAGGGGAUGCUGAUCGACAGCAUGCAAGAGGUCGACUCGCAGGGCAUAGCCGCUUACCUCAAGUCCAGCAAGAAGAGCGAUCUCCUGGGUGGGAUCGACUAUGUGUGCAUAGCGGAUGGUGUGUGGCUGCGGCCGAAGACGCCAUGCCUCACCUACGCACUCAGGGGUAUAUGCCAUUUUCAAGUCGAGGUGACCUGCGCCGACGCAGACCUUCAUUCGGGAAUCUACGGCGGAACUGUCAUCGAAGCGAUGCCCGACCUGAUGUACCUGCUCAACAGCCUGACUGACGCCGAGGGGCGAAUCAAGGUGCCGGGCAUCUACGACGAAGUGCUGCCCUUGUCGCACGAGGAGCGCAAGGUGUACGAGGGCAUCGAGUUCGACGUUGAACAGUACCGAAAAGAGCUCGGCGUCCCCAGGCUCGCCACAAACGACAAGGUGGAAUUGCUGAUGCGUCGGUGGCGCUAUCCUACGCUCUCCAUCCACGGCGUCAUUCCUGCCCGGGUGGUGGGCAAGUUCUCCAUCCGCACCGUGCCGAACCAGAAGGUGCAGAAAGUGCGCGAGUGCGUCGAGAACACCUGCAGGAACAGUUCACCAGGCGUGGAAGCCCCAACCAAGGUCAUCAUGUCGCACUGUGCCGAUCCCUGGUUCACUGAUCCCAGCGGGCCGAACUUUCAAGCCGCCGAGGCCGCCGCGAAAGAUGCGUACGCGUGGGUGCCCGACAAGACACGCGGUGGCUUCACGGUGGGCCCGGCGAAGCUUAUACAAGACCACGUCUGUCGGGACAUGCUCGUGAUGUCCAUCAACCCGCCCGGGCUGCGGGUUCCACUCGCAGAACGAGAACAUCAGCGUCGCCGAUCUUGUCUCUGGGUUUCAGAAGCCAAGCAGCAGAAGGAAUCUGCAACAGGAUUGCUCGUUUAG
This is a messenger RNA of Rhipicephalus sanguineus (brown dog tick), 1098 nucleotides long. RefSeq names its product cytosolic non-specific dipeptidase-like. The transcript has 10 exons. Gene Ontology annotation, molecular function: peptidase activity. Gene Ontology annotation, biological process: proteolysis. The coding region runs from base 1 to 1098 and encodes 365 amino acids. The record is from RefSeq and is a predicted model, not a curated record. NCBI's taxonomy places the organism in Eukaryota, Metazoa, Arthropoda, Arachnida, Ixodida, Ixodidae.